GGAUGUGAGCGCGGUUUCACUCACGCCGCUCCCGCCGCUCCGCUCCGCUCCCGUCCGCUCCGCACCGCUCCCCGCUGGAGACCGUGCGGGUCCGGCGCGGAGCCGCUCCUCUCAGCCAUGGCUUAGCGGCCGGCCGGCUCAGAAAAUGAGUUUCCCCGCGGAGGACGGCGUGGGCAGCCUCUGCCACAAAGCGCUUCAAAUCAUCUCCGAGCUGUGCCUGGGCGGGCAGGUGGAGCGGGAGAAGUGCGCCGGCAUCUUCCCACUGGAGACCGCCCGACAGGGCAUCGGCGGCACAGACAUCUCAGUCAGUUUGUUAGCAGUAGUCGUCAGCUUCUGCGGGCUCGCCUUGCUGGUAGUCUCACUUUUUGUCUUUUGGAAGUUGUGCUGGCCCUGCUGGAGAAGCAAACCUCUCACUUCCAAUGCCAGUAAUGUCCCGCAAAGCACCUCCAGUGCUCCUACAGAGGUUUUGGAGACCAGUGAGAAAAAGGAAGUUAAAGAAAAUGGGAAACCUACAACAAAGGUACUUGAAGCUGCAUUGAAAAUUAGCCACACUUCACCCGAUAUACCAGCAGAGGUCCAGAAUGCACUGAAAGAACAUCUGAUCAGACAUGCACGCAUGCAGAGACAGAUCACAGAGCCCACGUCAUCAUCAAGGCACAAUUCUUUCAGGAGGCAUUUGCCAAGGCAGAUGCAAGUGUCCAGUGUUGAUUUUAACAUGGGGACAGAUCCAAUUUUACAAAGAGGAGAGACGACAACCAGCAUUGGGAGAAUAAAACCAGAACUCUACAAACAGAAGUCUGUGGAUUCUGAUGGACAACAAGAAGAUGUGAAAACAUGCGGAAAACUUAAUUUCACUCUCCGGUAUGAUUAUGAGAAUGAACUUUUGGCUGUCACAAUUGUCAAAGCCUUAGAUCUGCCUGCAAAAGACUUCACAGGAACAUCUGACCCCUACGUUAAGAUUUAUCUGCUUCCAGAUAGGAAAAAGAAGUUUCAGACACGAGUUCACAGAAAGACAUUAAAUCCUGUCUUUGAUGAAACCUUUCAGUUUCCUGUAGCCUAUGAUCAACUCAGCAACAGGAAAUUGCAUUUCAGUGUUUAUGAUUUUGACAGAUUUUCUAGACAUGACAUGAUUGGGGAAGUAAUUCUUGAUAACCUUUUUGAAGUCUCAGAUCUCUCCAGGGAAGCCAAUGUAUGGAAAGACAUCCACUGUGCAACCACCGAAAGCAUAGAUUUGGGUGAGAUCAUGUUUUCCCUUUGUUAUUUGCCUACUGCUGGGAGAAUGACAUUAACCGUCAUCAAAUGCAGAAAUCUCAAAGCAAUGGAUAUAACUGGUGCAUCAGAUCCAUAUGUCAAAGUGUCACUGAUGUGUGAGGGUAGAAGACUGAAAAAGCGGAAAACAACCACAAAGAAGAAUACACUCAAUCCAGUUUAUAACGAGGCCAUCAUCUUUGAUAUCCCUCCAGAGAAUGUGGACCAGGUCAGCCUCUCCAUUGCAGUGAUGGAUUAUGAUCGAGUAGGGCACAACGAGGUCAUCGGAGUAUGUCGGACAGGAAUUGAUGCUGAAGGGCUUGGAAGAGAUCACUGGAAUGAAAUGUUGGCUUACCCACGUAAACCAAUAACUCACUGGCAUCCACUGGUAGAGUUACCUGGCCGAGCAACCAGUUUUGAUAGCCAGGGAUCUUGUUCAUCACCAAAACCACCACUUACACCCUAGGGAACAAGAGUGGAUUCAUCAUGCUCAGCGUCCAGUGCUCCCAUGUAGCUCACAUCUACAUAAACAGGUUUGGCUUCCACAGAUGAACUGUAUCCAUAUUUUUGUAUUAAAAUACAUGUUUUCCUAUUCUAAGUCUUAUAUUACAGUUUAUAAUAAUUUCUUACCUUAUGAAUGAAGUUGACUUGAGCCAAAUAUAAUCCUUUCUCAUAAAAAUUCACUCACCUGUUUUCUCUCUGGCAUAUGUAUCCAGUAUCAUAUCCAAUAUAUUUGAAUAGACAUUGAAAUCGAAAAGAACAAUCCCUAAAGCAAUUAAAUACCACUGCAGAUUUUGAUGCUUAAUUCUUCUGAGAGAGCAAAUAGUCAUAUACGGCUCUUGUAGUAAAUCUCGUCUGAAUUGCACUAAAUUUUAUAUGACUGCUCAAGAUAAGACUUCAAGCUGAACAUUGCAUGAAACAGAAAGAAAGGAGGAGGUGAGAGAGAAUUAGAGAAAGAAAUAGAAACAAAGAAAUAGAAAGGAAGAAUGAAUGAAAAAAAGAAACAGGAAAAAGAAGAGGGGGAAAAAAAGGUACAAGAACAAGAACAAGAAAAGGAAAAAGAACAAGGAAAAGGAAAAGGAAAAGGAAAAAGGAAAAAGAAAAAGAAAAAAAAAGAAAAAGAAAAAGAAAAAGAAAAAAAAAAGAAAAAGAAAAAGAAAAAGAAAAAGAAAAAGAAAAAGAAAAAGAAAAAGAAAAAGAAAAAGAAAAAGAAAAAGAAAAAGAAAAAGAAAAAGAAAAAGAAAAAGAAAAAGAAAAAGAGAAGGAAAAAAGGAAAAGGAAAAGGAAAAGGAAAAGGAAAAGGAAAAGGAAAAGGAAAAGGAAAAGGAAAAGGAAAAGGAAAAGGAAAAGGAAAAGGAAAAGGAAAAGGAAAAGGAAAAGGAAAAGGAAAAGGAAAAGGAAAAGGAAAACAACAGCAAUUACUGACAUAUUUUGACUGUUUGAAGUACUUUCUUUGAACAGGGUGGAAGCACUGAUCAAAAGUCCUCUGAAGCCACAUCGGCUGAGUAGGACCCUACAGGCUUCACUGGGUUCAGCGUUUAAGGAAGAGGCCCCAUGACUGGAUCUAUGCAGUUAUAAUAUUCCAGCAAUCAGGAUGCCUACUGCACCUACAGGAACCCAUUAAACUGUCUGGCGUAACUCCGAUGUACACCGAGGCCAGCAGCUGUAUUUGGUAGCAGUUUUACUUCAGUUAUCCACUAGCUCUGCAUGACAUCGAACAGCAUGGGUGUAUCAUUAUGGACAGUCAAUGUGUCUAUGAGGAGUUUUCUGGAGGUUGCUGUAGCUCUACAGAAAUGCAAGGGUCUCCCAAGAAGAUGCAUCUAGCACUUUCAAUAGAGCCUAUUUGCUGUGGGCAUCUUGCAUCCCAUAUUUAGUCUUCAAUCAGGCCAAACUGUAGGUGUAAAUAUGCUCUGAUAUAACAUGAACUAUUUUAUGAAUUUUAGGUAUUCAAAAACAUGAACAAAAGCUGUGGUUACAAAAAAGCAUCUUUAUGUUUCUUGAUUUAGUAUGACAUCGUUAGAUUUGUUUGAAGUACUUUUAACAGAAUAUGUAGCUCGUGUUUCUGGUCCCUCACUUGAUACUUCAAAGCAGAUGUCUAAAAUGAAUUUGAGAUGUGCUUUGUAUCAAUAUAUGGAAAAAGAAAUUGAAAUGUAACAAUUUUAUAAACAAGAAAAUUUGUUUAUUGGAAUACACACUGAGAGAAACUACAACAAAUCAUCUGCUGAAGUGAGCUGAUUUAAAAACUGGAAGGGAACUGAAUAUUAUUUUGUAGAUUUAACUUUUUUUAACAUUCAAACCUCAGUCAGACUGUUUGUUUGUUUGUUUGUUUGUUUGUUUGUUUGUUUAUUAAGAAGAGCAUAGAAAAGACUGAAUGGUUGGACCUUAGAUUUUGAAAGCUGAACUGCAACUAGAAAAAUGUUGGAGCCGUGAUUCUUUUUGUGUCUUUGUAAGUUUUAGAGAUACAUGUGAGGACUGUAUUUUUCCAAAACAGCAUUUUUACGGAACUGUCAUACAUGACAAAAAUGGAAGAUUGUUUUAUGAGAAUGGAAAAAUUUGUGGAAAUCAAACUGAUUAUGAAGGGAAAAGGAUCUUUGGAUUGACUUGCAGAGAAUCACUUGGCGUUGGUUAGUUUGGCCUGAUUGAUGCAGAAUGAAUUAAUAAAGAUCCGGCCACCUCCAUUUCUUUAACUGAUCCCUACAACAGUCAGUUAUGCCUUGAAACAUUUUGACUGCUCUGGAGAUGCUGAGAAGGCUGUCCUUAGCAUUCCAGGCUUUUUUUUAAGGCAGGAAAAAGGAGUAAUUCAAGAUGAUUUCAUACACAUGAAGAGAGCAAGACAAAUAGAGCUUUCAGGUAUUCUUUAUUUAUUAUUAAAAACAGUAACAAUAAUGGCUCCAACUGAAGUUUUUUCACAUCUGUUCACAGUUGCUUUCCAUGGCCUCCAGACAGAAAUGCAUUUCCCAGAGAGGGCUGGUAAUGCUAAAUACUGAUCCUUCCUGUUCAAGGUUGUACUUUCAUCACCAUAAAUGCAGAGCUAUCUUGCAGAAUUUUCUCUACUCUCUCUAGAAGUCUAAUAUUUAAAAUAUGAGAUUUGUGGCCUAGAUCAUUUUCCCAGUGGUUCUGCGAUGCUGACAUAGAUACAUAGAUAUUUAAAUGGAGAUUGAAAAACUAUUUUGUGUAUACAUUUAUCUUAAUACAAAUUAUAUCAGCUGUGGCCUUUGUGGUCUAGAAAAUACUUUUUGUAAUGUGGUACUGUAAUAGUUGACUAAAUAUUCUUUGCACUUUCUUGCACCUAAUAUCCAAAAAGCUAACAAUUUCUCAAUGAAAUGUAGCAUAAAUGUUCAGCGAUGAGCAACAUCUUUUUAACUAUUUCGUUGUUCUCUAUGGGUAUCCUGUAUGUUUCAUCAUAAGCAGUAAGAUAUUUCAAUUUCCAUUUCCUUAAAUUUAAAUUGUUGUUGAACACCAAAGGAAUAAUUGCUCAAUUUUUUCCCUGUUGUUUUUUUGUUUGUUUGUUUGCUUUUGGGUGCGUGGUUUUUUUUCAGGGAGGGAGGUGCAGAGAGUUUUUUAUUGUUUGUUGUUGUUGUUGUGCUAUUGUUUCGUUUUCUGAAUGGUUAAUAACAAUACUGUCUGACUACUGUGUCUAAAGUUGAUUUAUGGAUGCUCUGUGUCUAUGAAAAAUCUGCAUAUGAAAAAUCAGGCUGCAAAAUUAUGAAAAUAUCUAAUUUCAAAAAUGAUCCCCUGAUUAAUUAGUUGCUCAUCAGUGAUAAAUAUAAAUAAUGCAAAAUACUUUUUUUUUUUCUGCUUUCUUAGUUAUCUCAAGGUAGAGUAUAUAUUUAGCACAACCAGCCCAUUGGCUUUAGAGCCCAGUGCACAAGUUACUCUGUGAGUGCACUCAUAGAAGUAUCCUCUGAAGCUUAGUGCAGUUAGUCAAUUAAUAUAUUGCUUUAUCUAACUCCUUAUUAAGAGAUAUAAAAGGGUUUAAUUUGCAAAACUGUUGUAAACUUCCUACUCCUGCACUGAAUAUGCAUUUUUUACUUCUUCACAUUUCUGCUACAUCACAAACAUUGGUCUGAUUUGAGAGAAAUCAAAUUUGGCAAAUGGUUGGUGUAAAAUAUAUAGUAGUAAUUUUAAAGGGUUUGAAAAACUCAUAAUCCUGAGGCUAACUCAAAAGCCUGAGAUAUUUUUAUUGAAAUGUUUUACUGGAAACAAUAACUGUAGUUGAUAAGAAUUGUAUUUUGCACUGCAGAGCUUUUUUUGUACUUUCACAACAGUAAACCACAGAACUGUACAGAGAAAGUAUAUGAUGGAUUAAGUGGUUUCAGGAGAGCUGUUAAAGUUUAUAUUUAUUUUCAAUAAUGCACUGUAAAGUGAAAAAAAGCCCACAUACAAAUGUAUCUAAUGAGUCAUUCUAGUCUUUUGGGUAAAUACUAUUUUCAAACAAUUGCUUCCCUUCCUCAUAUUAAAUAAGUUUUCAGGGACCAUUAGAUUUGCUCUGAGCAACCAUAAAAUUAUUAUUAGGUCUAUGCAAAAUGUUAACUAGGACCCUACAACACAGGUAGAUUUAGAGUUCCACUGGCACUGCAGACAGUAGCGUAGGAUAGACUGCGCUCCACAUUCUCAACUUUGGUUGGAUGUAUAGUAUCCAUCUGGUGAUAAGACUUUUGCCAUCACCUUCUUAGCAAGUGACCAACUAUUUUCCCAUUAUCUUUCUUUCUAUCUUGGGCUUCAGUAUAGUAUGGCUGCUAUAUGUUCAAGCAGUAUAUUCUUGACCUUUAAUUUUGUCUGCAUUGCCUAAAGAUGACUCCUGGCCUUAAAAUGCAGUAAUAUGAAACCUGUGCGGUCCUGACCAAAAGAUGUAGGAUCACUACAUUUCUCAUUUUCAUUCUAUGAAGAGCUGUCAAAGAACUUUUUCCUCCUUUAUGAUUACCAGAGGUUAUGGAAUCAGUAACACUGGCUGGUUUUGGCUUCUAGGAAUCAUUGAGGGCAAUAUACAUGUCUCGGGGAUAUGUACAAAGAAAGUGGCCAGGACCAGUAAGAUAAAACAAAACUUAGUAUAUCAGGAUGAAACUUCCCCUGGAACAUUUCUUUUUCAGUAUACGGAAAUGUUUUCUCUUACUAUUUUUAAGCAACAAAACUUUUUCCUUAGAGAAUCACAACCUUAUUCAUUAUUUUGAGCAAGCACAAAGUGUUUUCAUUAGGUUAUUUUUUUCAAAGAGAAAAAACAAUUGUUUCUGAUCUUCUUUCUAUUGAUGCAUUUUUUGAGCAAUAGUGCGAGAACUAAUUUUCCAAAAAACACAUAAUCAAUCCAUCAAUUUCACCUAAUUUUCAGGGUUUUUUUAUCGGCUUCUACUUAAUCAUUUUGAAGGUUUUUAACACGAUGUUGCACAGAUUAUGCAUGAUGCUUUAAUUCUCAGAUUAUUUUGCUAUGUCUUUUUAAUCAAUUAACUGAUUAUAUUCAAUAAACUUUUAUACGUGCUUAUUUUUUAGCACGCUGUCAUGUUAAUUUGAUUAGUGGCCUCACAAGAUUUGCACACUGACUUCUGAAACCAUUUGACUAUAUUUUAAGCAUGUAAAAGUUUUAAAUAAAGGUAAAUAUUUUAAAUCUCGGUAACAGAAUUCUCCUGCUGAGAAUUCAAAAUUUUUAAGAGAUCCAUAAACGUGCCUGCAAAAUUUGAAAAGCUUUUAUUGGAGAACACAAAAGCUUAAUUUGCACAUACAAGCAUUUGCACUUGCAAAAAUGUGAAAUUGGUACCAUUCAGCACUUCUAUCAAAACAGAACACCCACACCUAAUCAAGCAUGGAUUUCUAUUCAUAAUAUAUACUGGACACAACUGUACUGACACAAUUCCUUGAUCUGAGAAGUUCAUAUGACUUUAUUUCUACAAAUGAAUAUGCUUGAAAUAUCGGUAGGUUUUAAAAUAUGACCUAAGUGUUAAUUAGACAGUGAGGUAACUUUCAGACAAAGCUCAUAUAAUAUCUGUCAGACCAUCCAAAAUGCAGAUAAAAUACAGUAUGUGUGACAAGAAUGUUAAUGCAAGUUUUGAUGGAAAAUGUUCUCUAUCAUUCACACCACAGCUGAGACUCAGUUUAAGCCUUUGCUCAGAAUUCACUUUCACAUGGCUUCUGAGGCUUGUCAGUCUAAACUGAGCUAUCUGGUGUCAAAAAACAGAUUGUGCCAGAGAGCAGCCUGCAGAACUGAGAAAGACAAAGGAAAAUGUGGCAGCAGACACGCAGUUGUUCAGUGCAACUGCAAACUCUCCAAAAUGAAAAUCUUCCCUUGGAAACUGAUAAUUAUUCCAGUAUUCAUAUACCUAUCCUUUCUUUAUGUACAGUUAAGCAAGUAGAAAAAGGGAGGUGCAUGAAGAAGAGCUAGAACUAAGGUUAGGAAUUAAAUGAGAGGCUUAUCACAGCCAUUUGUAAUGUCCAGAGCACUACAAUACCUUAACUUCAAGACUGCCUUUUGUUUACUAGUCCAGAUGAAUAAAUAUCUCAAACACAGUUCCACUUUUCCACGGUCCUGGCUGGAAACUGGCAAUCUAGGAGCUGAAACCCUAAGAAAGGAUGAAGCUGCAUGUGGCAUUUAAAUAUCACUGGUGAAUCUGACCAGGAAAAUGGAACUAGCACCUUCAGUCUUGUGCUAAGUGCAAGGGGAUGCUUGAUGAUAGCAAGUGCUCAGGUCUGUGAUUUUAUAUUUUAUCUGAUAGCACCUCUACAAUGUUACUGUUGCUGGGAAACCUCUUUACUGAAUCAAAGAGAAUGCCUCUGCUAUUGCUAUGUAAAAUUUUUCCUCUCCAGAAUAGACAACGAAUCUUCUGUGACAUGGGAUUCAUUCUUCCAGAAAAUCACAAAGCGUGUUAAAUUUGCAAAACAUGAAAAAUCAAUUAAAACUGUACCAUCAUGAGGACAACUCACUUUGAUGAUAGUAACAACAAGCUUUGGUGCCCUACUAAUCUAAGAGAGCAUUUCUUUGAGUACUCUGUAAUGCUAAGUCUGUGUUGGUGACCCAUGUUAGCACUGUUGAUGACCCUCAGUAUCAACACUGACAAAAUACAACUAACGAAUAUAAAUACAGGUUAAAUAGGUUAUCAGAACACCAAAGCACUAUCUGGAAGGGAAGACGUAAAGACUCUCUGAUACAUAAUUCACGACUGUGCUCUUGAAGCUGGGUUUGCAGGAAGUCCCAUAGCUGCUGUGAUGAAAGUGGAGCUUCUCUGUAAUAAUUUAUGAAUACAGUAUGUUGGCUUGGCUAUUGGUUUCAAAAUAAGUGAGUUCAUCAGGUAGGAUUCGGGAAAAAAAAAUAGAGAAAGAUAGAGAAUAUUUGUCAGUGGGGUGAGUCUUAGAGGAAUGUGGGAUUUUGAAACAGUUAAUAUCUGCCGUGGUGGCCUAGGAAAUUCAUUUGAUGCCCUACUCAGUCUGCAAAUGCAUCUCACAUAAAAUGGUGGAAGUUCAAGCAGACAGAGGAAUAAAUAAACAAACAAAUAAAAAAAAAUACAUGGGAAAGAUUAAGAGAUCUGUUUCAGAACAGUCAAGAUUUAUGUCUGAGCAGGCUGAUGGAAAAUACUGCUAAACUUUACAGAGAAAUUUGGCUAGAUUACAUUCUAUAUGCAUAUAGACUAUUCUUUUCAAAUCCCUUUGUUUGAAAUAUUAAAAAUUGAGUACUUAAAUAUUUAAAUAACAUUCUAUUUUUAAUUAAGUGGAGUACUCAUUACCUCUCUGAAAGAAAAGCUGCAAAUCCAUUCAGACUGUCCAGGUUAGCACAGUUACUAUAGAGACAGUGUCCUGCAGCCCAGUAAAAUUGAAGGAGAAUUGUGAAAUCCUGCUUCUCCCUUGGAAAGGUAAAGUCAGGAAGCCUGACUUGAACAGAUAGCGAAGGGAGAUCAAGGAAAGUGUGUGGAUACGGCUACUUUAUGACAUCUUCAGAGCGCCCAGAGAGAUUUACCACUCACUCAUUACACAGAGCAUAGCAAUAGAAUGACAGCAACAUGUUUUCAUGACAGCAACCUGCCCUGUAUAUACCAUUUUCCUGUCCCUCAAAAUGCAUGCAUAGAAAUGUUUUGGAGAGGUUAAUUUUAAAAACGGUUUGGGAUCUUCUCAUGCUUUGGAAAUUCAAAUCCUUGAAGUAAAACAAAUAUACCCACAAAUGAAAAAAAAAAAAAAGAAAAAAGAAAAAAAAAGAAAGGAAAAAAAAGAGUAUGAAUAUCAAACCUCCAAUGAAGUCAGUUAAGCUCUAGAAAGUGCCUAGAGGGUUUCCUUUGUAAAACAAUGGCGUGGUUGUAAGACCAAAUAGUUGGAGAUCUGUUAGUAUUAAAAGGAAAGGCUGAGCUUCCCAGCAUAAAGCAGGCUUCUUCUGUAAGUGCAGAAUUCCUACUUGUGUAAUCUCUUGUAAUUCUUAACAUCAGUUAUGUUUUAACAGAAGCUUGCCAAGGUAACAGGCAUUUUAGGCAUUUAACAUGACUAUGACCAAAAAGGAAUCUGCAUUUUGGGAUGUUUUGCAGAUAAAUUUCAGUUUGCUGGUAAACAGCAAUUAGCCAGUUUUAUGAAGCAGAUCUGCCUAUAGAAGUAGAGUCUCCAGGAUGAGAAAAAUACAGGGUGGAGCUGGUUUGUUUAACAUGCUAUGGGUUGAGAUUGAUGAUUGUAUCAGAAGUGAGAAGUACUGAACAAGACAAUAGUUAAAUCUUUGGUUGUAUCUGAGUCACGAACAUGAGAGAAGAGAGGAGGGGAAAAUUCCUAUUAAGAAUGUAAAACACUUUCAAGAAAAAAAAAAAGAAAAGAAAAAAAGCCAUUAAAGUGGAUAAUUCAAAAAGGAGGUGAAUUGAGAGCAUUUUCCAUAGGCAAAAAUACACAUGGAGCAAACACAGGAAAAAGAAAAACAGAUUUCUGAUGUAGUUCUCCUAGUUUUUCUCUUAUACAAAAGUCUGUGAGCUUACAGGGGUAGUGGGAGCCAUGUUACAGACUCUGGGUCUGUUCUUAAAAUAAAAAUAGCUCUCCGCCCCACAGAUCCUGAUCCUAGAGGAGUCACAGUGCAAAGCAUACUGGUAGUGGCACAUAGCACAUCUGGUCCAUCCCUUGCAGCAUUAAUGAGACAAAAAAGAGACAUCAACAAGGUGUGCUCAGACACAUUCCCCUCUGUAAUGGCCUCCUGUUCCUUGGAACAUUACAUACAAUGGAAAAUUUAUGAUAGGCAAAAAAUCAUUUUAUAUAAUGUCACCUCUUCGCAUUUUCAAAGCUUCAGACAAUCAGUACUUGAAUUAAAAACCAAUAGGCAACACCCUUGAAAAUGCUGCUGUGGUACAAAAAGUACUGGCUUUGGUUCUGAGUCAGGACUAGACUAUUGUGACACAAUGGUGGAAGAGCAACUGGGCUGUUGCAGGUGCUUAUUUCCUGAUGACUCACGAAACCAAAGUUGUACUUAUGGUGGAUUUCUCAGUUAAUAUAUCACAGGUCUUUAUGUAUGAAUAGGAUACUUGCACAGUUAUUCCAGACAAAUCCUGUCUCCUCCUGUUUUUCCUAUUCAUGCAGGUUCAGUUGAAUAAUGAAUUCUUACUCCUUUGUCCUAAAUUGUCACACGGUACUGGGUACAUUGUGAUUUCUCCACCCUGGGAGUGGUCGCCUCUUGCUGAAAGACAGAGUGAUCAAUACAUGACCAUUACCUCCCUCACCAUGGUUUUCUGAGACUUAAUUGCAUAAUAAUAGUUAUGAGGGAGAGAACUGCAUAGCUGAACAAUACAUAAAAUUGCCAGUUGUAAUUAUUCUUGGUAAAUGGGUAUGUGUAGAUGGGUGUGUCUUUCUUCCUUUUGUAAGUGAAGUUUUGGCUACCACAGAAAAUGAAAAAACAAAAUUUGCUAGACUCUCGAAAGGGCACUUUGCACUACGUUACAUUUAUUCUUUUCAAGCUUUCUGUGGUAUAAGUGUUUAAUGACCUUAAUUAUCCUUAGAGCACAAGAACUUAAUACAUUUAUUUAAACAUACAGCCUUUCCACUUCUGGGCCCACCAAAUCAUGCUUUAUCUUUUACCAAGGUAAAUUUUGGCCGCAGAAUCGAGAUCACCAACUACAAACUAUGGUGUUCUCUAAGCCAGCAACUGAAUCUGUACACUCGAUUCCAUGUUAUUCUGAAAGGGAGGCUGGCACUAUUGCACUUUAGCUACUUGUCAGUAGCAGACAGAAACCUGUAGGUCACAGUUAGAUUUCAGAGAAGCUCUGAGGAUCAGCUUCUAAAAUUUUGGACCUGAUUCUGCAGACCCUCCAGAAACAGGGCAACCCAUGAAAUUGGCUAGGAGUCCUAAAGAGGGCUGGAUAGAUGAGACUGUUGCUGUACAAACUUUUUCUUGAAACAAGACUUCAUAAUGUAAUCUCUAGCAGGGCAAAGAGUGGUACUUUAGUAUCAGUCUACUCAUGCACUGAAACUAAUAUUGACGCAUAAAUAAAUAAAUAAAUAAAACGCCUUUUUAGCAAAAAUACCCAUGGCAGCAAAAUUUAAAGAUGCUGAGAAAAAAAAAAUGUUUUUUUCUGUGUGUGAUUUUUUUUCCUUUUUAAAAUAGAAUACUCUAUCCCCUUUCUUAUCUCAAAAAAAAAAAAACCCCACAAAAUAGAAGAAGUAUCUACUGUAGUUUUAAUAUUUAUUGAAAUAAUAUAGCACAAAAAGUGAUUCAGAUCAGCCUCUUGAGGUGCAAUUUUAACAAUACAAAUUUUAACAUUUGUACAUUUUGCAUUAAUUAAAAAAAAAAAAAAAGCUUACCAAAAUCUAUUCAUUACUAAUCUAUUUCCAAUGCACAAGAAGUGUAAUAUGCUUUCAAAACAAGCUUUCUUUUAGGUCUAUCACUUGCUGUUUUAUACAGCAAUUGCUUUUUGUGUUAAUUUAAAUGAUUGUCUUUAUUUUUAAUGCCAUGACAAUAGACCAGUAAGCCAGUCCAGCAAAAUUUUUCUGUAGGUCUUUUUAAUUCCUUUAGGUCAUUGUGUUCUGAAGCACAGCAUUACAUACUUGACCAGUACCCCACUGAAAUCAAGCUGAAAUCAAGCAUCAAAGCUGCUGUUGAUUUCAGACGCCUUUGCCUCAGGUUGCAUGUGAUGAUGUAUGAUAGCAACUAAAGAACUGAACUCAGCUAGGAGUCUCAGGACAAGUAGAAUGAAUUCUCCUGUAUCCACCAUGGCUGUUUGUGGCUUGCUGACAAUUCAGAUUAUGCUAAAAGUCUUCAGUGCAUCCCUAGGGUAUGAACUACUAUUGCAAAUGCUGAUUUUACUAAUACUGGUAAGAAAUAUGAGCCUCAGCUGCCUGAUUUCCUAAAUAAAAAAUGUCUAGUCUCUGUAGUCAGGCACAGAGAUCAGAUAUAUUUUUACUGGAUGUUUCCUUUUUAAUAGUGGCUUAUAGUUUUCCACAUGAUACCAUUGUAUUAUUAAAGCUUAGACAGUGUUUCUAGAGGUAGAAAUAUUUAAUAUGUAACAUUUAGACAGUCCUGUUGCACGUCUAGCAAUUAUUUUUGUUCUAUAUUUCUAUGGAAAAAAAAUAAGCAAAAUUUAGUUUUGUUAUAUAAACAGAAAACUAUUUCUCAAGAAAGUAGAAAGUAUAGAUAUAUAUUUCAUAUUGUUUCUUGUUUCUUUUUCUUUAGAGUGUGAGUCUAAAUUCUUCCCUAUUCUUCUUUAUGCCCGUGAGUGGUCUCAGUAGGGUACAUUAGAUAUAAAUGCACUGAGGACAGGAUAUGACUAGUUCUCUAUCCUAAAAGUAGCCACUACUGGUGUUCUGAUUUGAAGAGGCACUUCUGAAGUGCCUUAUGUGCUGUCUCCCUUUUGUGGAGGAGAUCACAAUGAGGGCCUUUUUCCAGUAAGCUGUUUGGAAUUCUUUUUAAAGUGAGCUGCUAGUUGAAGUCACUCUGGUUUGGGCAUGCACUCUGAUCUGAGCACCUGCUCAGAUUCUUUGCUGUCUAGGAAUGGAGUAAUUAGGGAAUUUCAUGGCUAGUCUGUGCUAAAAGCACAUCUCUGCACCCUCCAUGCCAGAGUAGCUGUACUAGUUGGGACAGGGGAGGGCAAAGACAAAUUGUAUUUCCUCAUUUUCCUGCCCUGCCCAGUCCUCAGCACAUUGAACAGCAGAUCUGCAGCGCUGGCUCCUCUGUGCGCCAGCCAGGUGCCCUUUGAACCACUGCAAAGGGAGCCCAAGAAACCUCUCCUUUCUUCCCCUGAGCUUGUAGUCCACUUGUGUUUAACCCAACUGGCUUCAGUGGACUCCUCAUGAGAACUGAAGUGGAGGGAGUAGAAUACAGAAAUUAGUCACAUCUUUCCUUCAGCAGAGAUCAUUAUGUUCUUCUAGUACAUGUUUAUUUGUGGGGAAGGCAUUCUCCAGAGUGUACGCUUCAAAAGGUAGGAAGUUAAAUUGGAGUCCUGGCCAUAGGAAAUGUUCAUAAAUAUUCAGUAUUACUCAAUAUUGAAAUGCUAAAUAUUUUAAAAUAUGAAAAGGAAGCACCUAGUAUAAUGCCCAUCAGAAUAAGCAUCUUUGCUGUGACAUUGUGGGGUACCAGAUUAGGCCCCAACCGGCCCAAACUCUAACAGAACUCCCUACCUUUAAAAUAAUCUCUAUGAUUAGAUCAGAACUGUUGCCAAGUCUAUGUAGCUGCAGAGUUCUUCUAAGAUUUUGUCUCUUCUUGCUAUGUGGUGUUGGCUGACCAAGACCUAAUAUUAAAUACCUGACUGUUUUAGUACCCUUUAUUCAGUGUUCAUGAUGUGACUUUUUAAAUGAAGUCUGUGAUUUGAUACUUAGCCAUUGUUCAAGUCAAUAUCCUUGGCUUUUGCAUUAUAGAGACAAGAAAAAAAAAAAAACAACAACUUUCCAGACUUGUGUUACUGGCUUUUUGUAUGCGCUAAAUGGCCACUUGUGAAACUUGAUGGCAUAUAAUUGUACUACUGGUAGUAAAUGUUAUUUUUUUGCACUAGACUUUAAGAACUGUAACACAUUUCAGUAUUUUUACAAUGUAUUCUCUAGAAAGUGUGAAAUUAUUUGUCAGUUCUGAAAAAAUUAUGUAACAAUGAAACCUCAAAAGAUGUUAUGAAGUGUACAGUUUGUGAUAAUUUUAUAUUAAAAAAAAAAGAAAAUAAAAAGAACAUAUUUGAAAGAAUUUUAUUCUAAUUGUUUCAUAUGUAUUUUGAACAAGAAAUAAAGUGAUUAAA
This is a messenger RNA of Gallus gallus (chicken), 14399 nucleotides long. RefSeq names its product synaptotagmin 10 (gene SYT10). NCBI's taxonomy places the organism in Eukaryota, Metazoa, Chordata, Aves, Galliformes, Phasianidae. Gene Ontology annotation, biological process: regulation of calcium ion-dependent exocytosis; regulation of dopamine secretion; cellular response to calcium ion. The transcript has 7 exons. Gene Ontology annotation, cellular component: membrane. The coding region runs from base 146 to 1714 and encodes 522 amino acids. Gene Ontology annotation, molecular function: syntaxin binding; clathrin binding; calcium ion binding. The record is from RefSeq and is a predicted model, not a curated record.